Molecule: messenger RNA, 856 nt
Organism: Acromyrmex echinatior (Panamanian leafcutter ant)
Lineage: Eukaryota; Metazoa; Arthropoda; Insecta; Hymenoptera; Formicidae
Product: glutathione S-transferase 1-1
Biological process (GO): glutathione metabolic process
Molecular function (GO): glutathione transferase activity
Source: RefSeq, a predicted model, not a curated record
UCGCGAAAAAACGAAUACUUUAUACUUAUUAAUUUAGAAUUAACAAAAAGAGGUUUUGUACACAUUAUAAAUUACGUGAAUAUCAUAUAUAUCAAUCGAACAAAUUGAGUUAUUUUAAAAACAAAUAAUGCCUGUAUUAUAUUAUUUUCCUCUGAGUCCACCUUCCCGAGCUGUCAUGCUCGUGGUAGAGGCAAUAGGACUCGAAAUGGAAUUAGUAAUAUUGAACACAAUGACUGGUGAGCAUUUGACACCGGAAUACGAGGAGUUGAAUCCACAAAAGACAGUUCCUUUUCUAAUCGACGAUGAUCUUAAAAUAUCGGAAAGGUCUGUAGAAGCUAUCAUGGCUUAUUUGGUCGAUCAAUAUGGCCAGGAUGAUACAUUAUAUCCGCGCAAUAUAGAGGCACGUGCUUUAGUUAAUCAACGAUUAUAUUUCGAUCUUGGCAAUCUUUUUCCGAAUAUAUUUGAUUGUUACUUGAAAGUUCUCAGAAAGGAAAUCGAUACGUGUGAUCCAGCACAGUUUGAAAAACUAAUAGAAAAUUUUCAAAUCAUGAACAAUUUUCUUGAAGGACAAGCUUACGUGGCUGGAGAUAAUUUAACGAUCGCCGAUCUUUCCUUAGUUGCGUCAGUAACAACAGCGAUGAUUUUUGGGUUUGAUUUGGGAGAAUACAAUAACAUUUCUGAUUGGUUGGAGAGAAUACAAACAUCUGCACCUGGAUAUGAGAAAGCUAAUGGUGAACCUGUCGAGAUGUUCAAGCAAAUGGUUCAAGCUUCACAAGGCAACACAGAAGAAGGAGAAGGAGGAGGAGAAGAAGCAGAAGAAGAAGAAAAAGAAAAAGAAGCUGAAGGAGAAGAUUAG